CAGCCCUCCAUCACGCCUUUCCUUUCCCUGUGCUCAGCCAUGGUGGACAUGGGGGGCCUGGACAAUCUGAUGGCCAACACGGCCUACCUGCAGGCCCGGAAGAUGUGGGACGGAGACAGCCGGGAGCUGCAGCGGCGGCGCCGGAGCCUGGCACUGCCCGGGCCGCAGAGCUGCGCCCCGCUCCCCCAGGCACUGCCCCCUGACUUCCACAGACUGUGCGAGCAGCAGCCCGUCGGCCGCCGCCUCUUCCCGGACUUCCUGGCCACGGUGCCCCGGUACCGAGAGGCCAUGGCCUUCCUGGAGCAGGUGCAGAGCUGGGAGCUGGCGGAGGGCCCGGCCAAGGGCAGCAGCCUGCAGGCGCUGGUGGCCGCUGGGCACCCACCCGCCUUCCUCAGCCCGGCUCUGAGCGCCAGGUGCCUGGCAGCCACUACCGAGGACGAGCGGGCAGCCCUGGUGGCGCUGGCCCGGGCGGAGGCCAUGGCCUUCCUGCAGGGCCACCCCUUCUACGACCAGAUUCUGCGGUGGAAGGUCUUUGAGAUGCAGCCCGUGUCCGACAAGUACUUCACCGAGUUCCGCGUGCUGGGGAAAGGUGGCUUUGGGGAGGUAUGUGCUGUCCAGGUGAAAAACACUGGUAAGAUGUAUGCCUGUAAGAAGCUGGACAAGAAGCGGCUGAAGAAGAAAAAUGGUGAGAAAAUGGCUCUGUUGGAAAAGGAGAUCUUGGAGAGGAUCAGCAGCCCUUUCAUUGUCUCCCUGGCCUACGCCUUUGAGAGCAAGUCCCACCUCUGCCUGGUCAUGAGCCUGAUGAACGGGGGAGACCUCAAGUUCCACAUCUACAGCGUGGGCACCCGCAGCCUGGCCAUGAGCAGGGUGGUCUUCUACUCGGCCCAGAUGACCUGUGGGGUGCUGCACCUGCACUCUCUCGGCAUCGUCUACCGGGACCUGAAGCCUGAGAACGUGCUCCUGGACGACGUUGGCAACUGCAGGCUGUCUGCUGGGCUGGCCAUGCAGAUCCCGGAUGGCAGGCCUGUCACCCAGAAGGCUGGAACCAAUGGUUAUAUGGCGCCUGAAAUCCUAAUGGAAAAAGUGAGUUACUCCUAUCCCGUGGACUGGCUUGCAAUGGGAUGCAGUAUUUAUGAAAUGGUUGCUGGAAGAACACCAUUCAAAGUUUACAAGGAAAAAAUCAGUAAAGAGGAUUUAAAGCAAAGAACCCUGAAAGAAGAGGUCACAUUCCAACAUGACUUCACAGAGGAAGCCAAAGAUAUUUGCAGACUCUUCUUGGCUAAGAAACCAGAGCAACGCUUAGGAAGCAGAGAAAAGUCAGAUGAUCCCAGGAAACACCCUUUCUUCAAAACCAUCAACCUUCCUCGCCUGGAAGCAGGCCUCGUGGAACCCCCAUAUGUGCCAGACCCUUCGGUGGUUUAUGCCAAAGACAUCGACGACACUGAAGAUUUCUCUGAGGUUCGGGGAAUCAAGUUUGAUGAUAAAGAUAAGAAGUUCUUCCAAAGAUUUGCAACAGGUGCUGUCCCCAUAGCGCGGCAGGAAGAGAUCAUAGAAACGGGACUGUUUGAAGAAUUGAACGAUCCCAACAGACUUGCAGGUUGUGGGGAGGGUAACUCGUCCAAGUCUGCUGUGUGUUUGUUAUUAUAAGUUGUUCUCUCUACCAGACAGGCAGCAGGAGUCUCAGCUGACCUAAUCCUCGAAUGUUCCUGUUAACCUAAAAAUAAAAAUAAAAAAGGCCUUUCAAGAUGAGAGGCAACACGCAUUUAUUGAGGUCCAUAAGAAGAGCUAUUUGGGACGCACUGAUUCAGACGGGAGCCCAAAUGGUGUUCCGAUUAGGAGGCGAAGGCGACGGGAAUGUAUGAGAAAGGGAAGGGUGGCAAUUACAUCAGUGAGAGGAAGCCACGUCCAUCGGUGCAGAGAACAUAACACAGUGAUGUUAAUUCUCAAUAAUGCUAUUUUAGUUUCCAG
This is a messenger RNA of Myotis myotis, 1968 nucleotides long. It is a transcript of the gene GRK7, whose product is annotated as G protein-coupled receptor kinase 7. Gene Ontology annotation, cellular component: cytoplasm. Gene Ontology annotation, molecular function: ATP binding; rhodopsin kinase activity. Gene Ontology annotation, biological process: protein phosphorylation; signal transduction; regulation of signal transduction. The record is from RefSeq and is a predicted model, not a curated record. NCBI's taxonomy places the organism in Eukaryota, Metazoa, Chordata, Mammalia, Chiroptera, Vespertilionidae.